Messenger RNA from Puccinia triticina, 1008 nucleotides. RefSeq lists its product as uncharacterized. Gene Ontology annotation, biological process: mRNA splicing, via spliceosome; maintenance of RNA location. Lineage: Eukaryota; Fungi; Basidiomycota; Pucciniomycetes; Pucciniales; Pucciniaceae. The coding region runs from base 1 to 1008 and encodes 335 amino acids. The record is from RefSeq and is a predicted model, not a curated record. The transcript has 5 exons. Gene Ontology annotation, molecular function: protein binding; mRNA binding. Gene Ontology annotation, cellular component: nucleus.
AUGAGUUCGCGCCACGACAGGGCUUACGACCGAGGCCGAGCCGACCGUGAGCCUGGCCCGAGCAGGCGGCCCCAAGCCCGGAGCAGCAACCGGGACCCCGAACUCCCUCGACAGUAUCCUCCAGCGUCGACACCCUACCACGCUCAGCAAGAACCAUCAACUGAGAACAGCACGAGUAUGAGUUCGCGCCACGAGAGGGCUUACGACCGAGGCCGAGCCGACCGUGAGCCUGGCCCGAGCAGGCGGCCACAAGCCCGGAGCAGCAACCGGGAGUCCGAAGACGCGGCGGAUCCGCCACGCAGACGCAGAUCGGUUUCGAGAGACAACGGCCUGGCUGGAAGCCGGGAACCACGACGCUAUCGCUCCCGGUCUCCCAACCAUCCACCCCGACGCAGCUCUCGCUCUCCAGCCAACCAUGCAGCGUCGCAAGAUAGGCCGCGACCUCAUCGACAGCGCUCGCGAUCCCGCUCCCCCCCAAGAACAAGCUCGAUCCACAAAGACCGUCGUGAACUGGUGUCGCAAGAUCGGCAAUCGACGAACUCGCCAGCUCUCGUAACGUCUCGCCAUAAAAGACCCGAAACGGCGGAGACGAAGACGUUCAAGGGGGUGGUGUUGAAGUACCACGAGCCGCCGGAGGCGCGCAAGCCGACGAGCAAGAACUGGCGGCUGUACGUGUUCAAGGGCAAGGAGCAGCUCGACCUGUUCCACAUCCAUCGCCAGUCCGCGUAUCUCUUCGGCAGAGACAGGGUCGUCGUCGAUAUCCCGAUCGACCAUCCCUCGAGCUCUAAACAACACGCCGUGAUCCAGUUCCGGCAGAUCUGCUCGACCAACGAGUUCGGCGACUCCAAGACCCUCGUCAAGCCAUUCAUCAUCGACCUCGAAUCGGCCAACGGAACCUUUGUCAACGGAACCAAGAUCCCAGACUCACGAUACUACGAACUCCAAUCCGGCGACGUUAUCAAAUUCGGAUGCAGCACGCGAGAGUUUGUGCUCAUUCCAGAGACCUAG